CCAUUCUAUAACUGGUUUAAGGUUUGUUUACAACGUCGACUAAUUAUUGUUGAGUGGUUUGUUUACAACGUCGUCUAAUCGGUUCGUUGUUCAAUCGCCAAUCGGUGUCUCCCCUAUCACAUCUUAACCUAAACCUAUAAUAUAUUUGCAAUUUAGAAAAUAAAUGAAAGUGAUAGAAAGAUUAGAAUGUGAAAUAUAAACUACUCGUAUUUGCAGGAUUGGUACGGUAUUGUGCUGUAAUUUUACUUUCAUAUUUUAUUUUUAGAAUGUGCUAAUAGUUUUGUGUAACUUAGUGCUUCGUGCUAUUUUCUUUGGAAUAUUUUAUUUGCAAAUAUGAGGCGACGUGCAGGAAUGGGCGCAGUUCAUAAACAGAAGCUGGAACAAGAAAAAUACAAAAAUAAGGGAAGCGAAUUACAAGAGAGCCAACUGGAACAAAUGUCAAAACAACUUGAAGUUUUUCGAAACAAUCUGGAAGAAUUUGCAGGGAAGCAUAGAAAUGAAAUCAAGAAAAAUUCCACUUUUCGUAGACAGUUUCAAGAAAUGUGUGCUUCUAUUGGUGUUGAUCCUCUUGCUUCUGGAAAAGGAUUUUGGUCCGUGUUGGGUAUAGGAGAUUUCUACUUUGAGUUGAGUGUUCAAAUUGUGGAAGUAUGUUUAGCUACUAACUUCAAGAAUGGUGGACUGAUAAGUUUGGAUGAGUUGAGACAACGUCUGAUCAAAGCUCGGGGACGAAGUAAGCAGCAUCAGGAAAUAACUAUAGAGGAUUUGCUGAGUGCAGCAAGGAAAUUACGUAUAUUUGGAAAUGGGUUUUCAAUAGUUCCUAUUGGGAAAGGACAGUACCUAGUACAAUCAGUUCCUGGUGAAUUGAGUAUGGACCAUACCGCAGUGUUGCAGCAGACAGCAAGCCUUGGUAAUGCAAAUAUUUCCAUCAGUAUCCUUGAAACUCAGCUCAAUUGGGAUCAGGAGCGUGCUAAAAAAGCUCUGGAACAUAUGAUUAAGGAAGGACUCUGUUGGAUUGAUAAACAAAACACUGAAGAAUUAUUAUAUUGGUUUCCUAGUAUGUUUUCAGAGUGUGUUUCUGCUCGAUAAGCUUUGAAAAUAAAUAAGUUAGGUGCUAAUA
Molecule: messenger RNA, 1117 nt
Organism: Nilaparvata lugens (brown planthopper)
Lineage: Eukaryota; Metazoa; Arthropoda; Insecta; Hemiptera; Delphacidae
Gene: lsn
Product: vacuolar-sorting protein SNF8
Exons: 1
Coding region: 334-1086 (250 amino acids)
Biological process (GO): protein transport to vacuole involved in ubiquitin-dependent protein catabolic process via the multivesicular body sorting pathway
Cellular component (GO): ESCRT II complex
Source: RefSeq, a predicted model, not a curated record